Molecule: messenger RNA, 2206 nt
Organism: Coregonus clupeaformis (lake whitefish)
Lineage: Eukaryota; Metazoa; Chordata; Actinopteri; Salmoniformes; Salmonidae
Product: C-myc promoter-binding protein-like
Exons: 15
Coding region: 185-2206 (673 amino acids)
Biological process (GO): regulation of Rab protein signal transduction
Cellular component (GO): ESCRT I complex; cytoplasmic vesicle
Source: RefSeq, a predicted model, not a curated record
CACAGAGCCGGGUCGGCGCUAUGAAGAGAGCACGAUAGAAAUAUUGUUGUCUAUUUCGAGAUAUCAGCGGCCGAUUAAAAAUAUUGACCGUUUUAUAAUGCCAGUGUGUUUUUGAAGAAAUCCUGCCGAAGUUGGACGAGGAGGGAUAUCGCAUUUGCUAGCGGAACCUACCCAGUGAUGGGAGAUGGAGGACAAGGGACCUCGUGUAGCAGACUACUUCGUGCUGGCCGGUCUGACCGACUCCUCCACGCCACUGGAGCAGGAGAUCCACUUCCACGAUGUCUGCCACAAGACGGCCAAACCCAAGCCACCCAUCACCGACGUCGCUGUGGUGAUGCGUUCGCUGGGGGAAGAGGUGCCUCCUGGGUACACGUGCGUAGACUCCACGCCGUCCGGCCUGUCAGCUGACCUGAACAAUGGAAGCCUCAUGGCGCCACAGAUCUUCCUGUGUUACAGACGAGGACGGGACAAACCACCACUCACAGACCUGGGUGUUCUGUAUGAGUGGAAGGAGAGGUUGAAGCAGGGCUGCCACAUCAUCCAGACCACGCCCUCCGGACGCCCUGCCAACAUAAGCUCCACCUCCUCCCAGAGGAUCUACGUGACGUAUCGCCGCGCCACGGAGAGCCAGACCUAUGCUGCCCUGGCCGUCACAGACAUCUGUGUCAUCAUCCCCGGCAAGGGAGAGACGCCACCACACACCUUCUGCAAGGUGGACAAGAACCUCAACAGCAGUAUGUGGGGUUCCUCUGUCUACCUCUGUUACAAGAAGUCUGUGGCCAAAACCAACACCAUAGCCUACAAAGCGGGUCUGUUUAGCAGGUAUCCUGAGGAGGACUAUGAGUCUUUCCCCCUGCCUGAGUCCGUGCCUCUGUUCUGUCUGCCCAUGGGGGCCACCAUCGAGGCCUGGCCGGCCCAGACCAAAUACUCCCUGCCGGUCUUCUCCACCUUCGUACUGACCGGAUCCUCUGGAGAGAAGGUGUACGGCGCAGCCAUCCAGUUCUACGAGCUCUACUCCCAGGACUGUCUGACCGACCAGCAGCGCUCUCAGCUGGGUCUGAAGGGGCUGGACCACGGGCCCUCUUCCCCAGCCUCAUCCCCAGCCCUGGGGCCCAGGGCUGUACACACCAACAAGUGUAUCUGUCUGCUGUCUCACUGGCCCUUCUUUGACGCCUUCCGCAAGUUCCUCACCUUCCUCUAUCGGUACUCCAUCUCUGGACCUCACGCCCUGCCCAUCGAGAAGCACAUCUCCCACUUCAUGCACAAGGUGCCCUUCCCCUCCUCCCAGAGGCCCAGGAUACUGGUGCAGCUCUCACCUCACGACAGCCUGAUGUUGAGCCAGCCUGUGUCCUCCCCUCUACCACUCAGUGGUGGUCGUUUCUCCACGCUGCUGCAGAACCUCGGUCCGGAGAAUGCUAUAACGCUCCUGGUGUUUGCUGUGACAGAACAUAAGAUCCUGGUCCACUCUCUACGGCCCGCUGUUCUGACCAGUGUCACUGAGGCUCUGGUGGCUAUGAUCUUCCCGUUCCACUGGCAGUGUCCGUACAUCCCUCUGUGCCCACUGGCCCUGGCAGGUGUCCUCUCCGCCCCCUGCCCCUUCAUCGUGGGCGUCGACUCACGCUACUUUGACCUUUACGACCCCCCGCUGGACGUCAGCUGUGUCGACCUCGACACAAACACCAUCUCCCACAACGAAGAUAAGAGGACCCUGACCUGGAAGAUCCUGCCAAAGAAAGCCUGUAAAAACCUGAUGAACGUGCUGAACAAUCUCUACCAGGAACUGGUGGACGGUCAGCAGCGUCCUGAUGGCCUAUUGGAGCUGAGUAUGAAUGACUGUACGGAGCUGGCCUGUGGGAAGAGCCUCCACAGCCUGGAGAUGGAGAUACAGGAAGCAUUCCUCAGGUUCAUGGCGGCCAUCUUGAAAGGCUACCGCUCCUACCUGAGACCCAUCACCCAGGCCCCGUCUGAGAAGGCUACUGACGCCUCCUCUCUGUUUGACCUGCAAGGGUUCCUGAAGAGCAGAGACCGGUCCCACCAGAAGUUCUACUCCCUGAUGACCAAGACUCAGAUGUUCAUCAGGUUCAUAGAGGAGUGUUCCUUCGUCUCAGACAAAGACGCCAGCCUGGCCUUCUUCGAUGACUGUGUGGACAAGCUCUACAGUUCAGAGCGCAGUGCAGACAAAGGAGGCAAGGGUAUGCUGGUGUGA